CUUGGAGCACAUCAGCCUGCUGUCCUCCACACUUUUCCUCAUCCUGGUUCUCGUGCCUCAUUGAGCUCUCUUCUCUUUGACUAUCAAACACACACUACACAAUCGAGCAUCGUGGUUCAAACAUGGUUCGGCCUGUAACGAAUGACGAUACUGGCCUGAAGGUGCUCCGCGAGGCUCCAGCAGAAGCAGCCGAGAUCAUCGACAUCGUUGCCAUCCACGGCAUUGGAGCGCACCCAGACGACAGCUGGUGUAAGAAUGUCGGCACGGCGGAGAGCCCUCAGUGGGUCAACUGGCUCAACAAGGAAGACAUGCUGCCAGCCGUAGCACCCAAUGCGCGUAUCAUGCGAUAUGGAUACCAGUCGCAGUGGUUCGGGGAAGGAGCAAUGCGGCAGAAAGCAUCGACGGUGGCACAGCGAUUACUGCUAGCCUUGCAGCGUAAGAGAGCGGAUUAUCCGUUUCGACCGCUGCUCUUCAUAGCACAUUGCUUCGGGGGGCUAGUUGUGCUGAAGGCACUCCUAGAUGCCCGGCACGAUGAGAGCGAGUGGCCUGGCGUGUUCGCGUCAACUACUGGUCUAAUCUUCUUCGGCACGCCGUUCAGAGGCGCAGAAGGGAUGAGCCAAGUAGAGAUGCUUGAGGCAGCGCGGCGGGAAUACGAGGAGGACGAGGUGCAGGGGGACAUUCUGAAGAUACUCGAGCCUGGGAACGAGUUCCUUCAAGAGGUGGUUGACCAAUUUGGGAAGACACGGAGACAGGCGAACAAGGCUCAGGUCACAUGCUUCUACGAGCUCAAGUCAAGCAAUGUUGGAAGGAUCGUGGGGAAGGUGGAUCGCACGAGAUUCGUGGUUAGCGAGAGCUCUGGCUGCCUUGACCUGUCUGAUGCGACAAACAAAUUUUCGCUCUCACGAAGUCACUUUGACAUGAAUAAGUUUGGGAAGCCAACAGAAGAAGACUUUGAGACAGUAGGUGAGGUGGUUAGAGACAUGAUUAGGGCAUCCCCCAAGCUCCUGCUAGCUCGAUCUCAAUGUAAUUAUGCAUCAUAGGACCUACUAGCAUUCAAAGAAGGUUGACCACAGCGAUAGAUGAC
This is a messenger RNA of Lindgomyces ingoldianus, 1084 nucleotides long. RefSeq lists its product as uncharacterized. Lineage: Eukaryota; Fungi; Ascomycota; Dothideomycetes; Pleosporales; Lindgomycetaceae. The transcript has 6 exons. The record is from RefSeq and is a predicted model, not a curated record. The coding region runs from base 123 to 1040 and encodes 305 amino acids.